CAGUUACCACUAUAUCCCAAUUGGAUUAAAAAAACUUGCUAGGAAGACCAUCCAAUCUGGGAGAUUUAUAAGGGUCAAUCUGAAAAAUUGCAGCCUUAAUUUCCUCCCCAGACAUGGGUCUACACAGAUUUAUAUUUUGCUGAUCAGAAAUGCAAGAUGAGAUAUGCUCAAGAUAAUUAUCAACACAGAAACGUUAUCAAACGGGUUUUCAUGAUGUCACAUAUACGAGAUCGAUAUUGUUCUCGUCUCUGAAGAUAUUUUGCUAAGCCACUGGUUUCCGCUUAAUCAUACAAGUACUCUCUCUCUCUCUCUCUCACUGUUAACACAUUUCAUGAGAUUAGGGUUUCUAAUCAAAUUCUCAGAGAGGGAGAGAGCGAGAGAGAGAUAGGGAGAAAUCAGAAAUGGCGAAGGGAGAAGAGGUUAGUAACAAACAGGUUCUAUUGAAAGAUUACGUUGUUGGGUUUCCGAAAGAAACAGACAUGGUUCACAACACUGGAACCAUCAAGUUGAAGGCUCCCGAGGGAUCAGAAGCGAUUGUAGUGAAGAAUCUCUGCUUAUCUUGUGAUCCUUACAUGAGAAUACGUAUGACGAAGCCCGAUAAGCCCAGCUAUUUUCCUCCUUUCACUCCUGGCUCUGCCAUUACUGGUUAUGGUGUGGCUAAAGUGGUGGAUUCUACUUCUCCAAAGUUCAAGGAAGGUGACCUGGUGUGGGGGAUGAUUGGAUGGGAGGAGUAUAGCGUGAUUACAAUGCUAGACUCCCUGUUUAAAAUUGAACACACAGAUGUACCGCUUUCCUACUAUACAGGAAUACUUUGGAUGCCUGGUAUGACUGCUUAUGCUGGUUUUUAUGAGGUGUGCUCUCCUAAGAAAGGAGAAACUGUGUUCAUAUCGGCGGCAGCUGGUGCAGUUGGCCAACUUGUAGGACAGUUUGCCAAGUUAUUAGGCUGUUUUGUGGUUGGAAGUGCUGGAAGCAAAGAAAAGGUUGAUCUGUUGAAAAACAAGUUAGGAUUUGAUGAGGCUUUCAAUUAUAAAGAAGAGAAUGACUUGGAUGCUGCUUUAAGAAGGUACUUUCCUGAAGGCAUAGACAUUUACUUUGAAAAUGUUGGUGGGAAGAUGCUUGAUGCAGUCCUUCUCAACAUGAAAGUUCGUGGCCGCAUUUCUGUGUGUGGGAUGAUCUCUCAGUACAACCUAGAAAAGCCAGAGGGUGUGCAAAAUUUGUUCUGCCUUAUUAGUAAGCAGAUUCGCAUGGAAGGGUUCACGGUUUUCAGCUACUAUCACCUUUACAACAAGUUCCUUGAUUUCAUUAUACCGAUUAUCAAAGAAGGGAAGGUAGCUUAUGUAGAAGAUAUCGCAGAAGGCCUUGAUAAAGCACCUGGAGGUCUAGUUGGACUCUUCAGUGGCCGCAAUGUUGGGAAACAGGUUGUAGUGGUUGCUCGGGACUGAAUACUGCUUUUUGUAAUUUCAUAUGUCCCUAAUGUAUUAUAUGGAGGACUUAGGUAGACAUGGCUUCAAUAUACAAUUAUAAGGUGUGUUGAGUGAUCUAUUAAUUUAUUAGAAAGUAGAUGUUAGUAGAGAUUAUAUAUGUAUCAUCAUAUCAUACUAUUAUAUAAAUGUAUGCAUUCAUGUUUUGUGGUUAA
Messenger RNA from Macadamia integrifolia, 1636 nucleotides. RefSeq names its product 2-alkenal reductase (NADP(+)-dependent)-like. The record is from RefSeq and is a predicted model, not a curated record. Gene Ontology annotation, molecular function: 2-alkenal reductase [NAD(P)H] activity. Bases 402 to 1442 code for a protein of 346 amino acids. The transcript has 5 exons. Lineage: Eukaryota; Viridiplantae; Streptophyta; Magnoliopsida; Proteales; Proteaceae.